AUGCGGAAGGGGCUGGAGUCGCUGAAGGGCGCCCUGGCGGCGUCGGGCGAGGAGAAGGGCCAGCUGGAGCUGCAGCUGGACGGCGUGCGUGGCGAGGCGAGGCGGCGCCAGGAGGUGCUGACGGGCGAGGCGGAGCGGUUGCGGAAGCAGGACGUCGAACAGGUGCGGCUGAUGGACGAGGCCCGGGGCCGCGCGGACGCGGAGAGGCGGAACUUGGCGCGUGCGUUGGAGGAAGAAUCCUGCAAGCGGAUGGAGGACGCCCGCAGAUUGGGGGAGCUGGAGGUCCAGGUGGAGACCUCCGAGCUGCAGUGCAGGCAGCUCCGCCGGCGCAUGGAGGAGCGGGACGCGCAGGCGCACGAGUCGGAGCAGGAGCUCUACCGGCUCCGCGCGGAGGCCGAGCAGUUGCGCGGGGCCGUCCAGAAGGCCGAGCAGGACACCGAAGCGAGGUUGAGGCAGCAGAUGCUGAACUUCGAGAGGCGGCUGUCGCUAGAGGCCCAGAGGGCACAGAGGCUGGAGAAGCAGCCUGGCUGCUGCGCGCUGCGGUGGGGACGCGGCUAA
Molecule: messenger RNA, 558 nt
Organism: Prorocentrum cordatum
Lineage: Eukaryota; Dinophyceae; Prorocentrales; Prorocentraceae
Source: the annotation of a GenBank genome assembly